Molecule: messenger RNA, 846 nt
Organism: Aspergillus terreus NIH2624
Lineage: Eukaryota; Fungi; Ascomycota; Eurotiomycetes; Eurotiales; Aspergillaceae
Product: SDR family NAD(P)-dependent oxidoreductase
Exons: 2
Coding region: 1-846 (281 amino acids)
Molecular function (GO): oxidoreductase activity, acting on the CH-OH group of donors, NAD or NADP as acceptor
Source: RefSeq, a predicted model, not a curated record
AUGCCUCUUCCCCAGCUCCUAGUCGGUAAGGUUGCCGCCAUCACAGGUGGUUUGACCGGCAUUGGAAAGGUAAAUCCAUCCUACGCAGGACUGAAAACACCCGGCUCACCUCUCCAGGCAAUCGCUCUUGAAUACCUCCGCCAUGGCGCAAAGGUCGCCAUCAACCACCUUGGCGGCGACAAGGAAGCGCCACUCCUCGAGGCGAUGCAGAAAGAAGUAGCCGCGAUCACGGGGGACGAGAAGCGAUUUAUCACCGUCGCUGGCGACGUGUCGCUCCCCGAGACCGGCCGGGACUUUGUCGCGCAGACCGUCGCGGCGUUUGGCCGGCUGGACGUGUUCGUCAGCAACGCAGGCGUCUGUCGAUUUGAGGAAUUCCUAGAGGUCGACCCUCCUCUUCUCGGAAACACGGUAUCGACGAACCUGUCGGGCGCAUUUUGGGCUACCCAAGCGGCCGGGCGCCAGAUGGCGCUGGCGCAGUCGCCGCCCGGAGGCUCGAUCAUCGGCAUAAGCUCCAUCUCUGCUCUCGUAGGUGGCGGACAGCAGACGCAUUAUACGCCUACCAAGGCGGGCGUGCUCAGCCUGAUGCAGUCGUGUGCGGUGGCCCUGGGUAAGUACGGGAUCCGAUGCAAUGCGCUGCUGCCGGGGACGAUCCGGACGCAGCUGAAUGAUGAGGAUAUGAGCGAUCCGGUCAAGAGGGAGUACAUGGAGGGACGGAUUCCCUUGGGACGGCUUGGUCAGCCGCCGGACCUGGCUGGGCCGGCGGUGUUUCUGGCGUGUGAGGAGCUCAGCGGAUACGUGGUAAGUUUGAUGUGUCUUUGCGUGUAUAUGAAUGCGGUGCUGAUCUGA